AUGGCGGUCUUGUGGCCGGGAGCAGGUUGCAGCGUGAAUUGCGAGACCAUCAAGUAUUCUGUCAUGAACGGCUCGUAUUUGGCCAGAACACCGUACUGCUCGGAGGCCGGGUCCAAUUGCACCGUGACACACGCCUCGGCGGCCAUCUUCAUGGACUCCGACGAACGCAGAGCCUUGUCGAUGCUGGUUUUGAUCUGGUGGCUGAACUUGACCAGCUGCUCCAUCUCGUGCUCCAGAGCCGUGUCUUUGUACUCGUCCGGCACAGCGUACCAGCCCGCCCGGAACGGCGACUCGGUAGACCGAGUCACCAGCUCAGGAGCGUGGUUCCACACCUCCUGGAUCAUCACAGGAACAAUCGGACUCAGAACACUCGUCAACACACGCAGAAUCUCCACAAACACCGUCUGCGUGCUGCGCCGCUUCAAACAGUCUGCCGCGUCCGUGUAA
Molecule: messenger RNA, 447 nt
Organism: Ogataea philodendri
Lineage: Eukaryota; Fungi; Ascomycota; Pichiomycetes; Pichiales; Pichiaceae
Exons: 1
Coding region: 1-447 (148 amino acids)
Source: RefSeq, a predicted model, not a curated record